Selaginella moellendorffii is the source of this 4134-nucleotide messenger RNA. RefSeq names its product endoribonuclease Dicer homolog 4-like. The coding region runs from base 1454 to 3706 and encodes 750 amino acids. Gene Ontology annotation, biological process: siRNA processing. Gene Ontology annotation, molecular function: RNA binding; protein binding; ribonuclease III activity. Gene Ontology annotation, cellular component: nucleus; cytoplasm. Lineage: Eukaryota; Viridiplantae; Streptophyta; Lycopodiopsida; Selaginellales; Selaginellaceae. The record is from RefSeq and is a predicted model, not a curated record. The transcript has 16 exons.
UACAAAUCUUCUUCCCCUGCCUCCGGAGUUCUUGGAUUUUCUUCUCGGGCACGGCUCAAACGCUGCGUUACUUCAGAGUAAAGCCGCGGGGAGUUAGCGAAAGAACUUGGGAUCAAAGUCGACCCUGUUUCUUGGCUAUGUUUCCAGUGUUCUCACUGGCAUCGUCCAGUGCCUACAAGUCUGGAAAGAUUUACGGUAUGGAUGCGGCCUCCGGGGCUGCUGUUGCAGCACCUGAUAUACAAUCCGGUGAUCACGUGCGCAGCUCCUGGUUUUGGUGUGGGGGCUGGAACACUAACAGGAGUUGAUAUUUCUUCUCGCCAUCGCCUAGCAGCCUGUCGGACCAUGCUCCAAAAGUAUGAGUUCGGUAGCCGAGCGAGGCUUUUCCUUGCCGACGGGACGACGUUCUCCAUCCUGCCAGCAAAAAAAGCACAGCAAUCCAGUGUCCUUGAGAGACAACCACAUCAGUCCUGUUCUUAUCUCUUGAAGGACGGGUUAAUCACUGACUGGAGACCGCCUAAAGCUGUCUCUGGGAUUGUAGGAAGAGAAUUGCGGAGUUUCCUUGCACCAGGCACGGCCGAUGCUGCUCUUGUCGAUGGGUACAGUUGCAGAGGUGAGAGAGAUCAAGUCUGCCAUGUCCUGGCCAUGCACAACGACCGGCUUGCUUGCGCGUUUCCAACACCAACGCCAGUUUGUCGCUAAAAUCAACAAGGAACGAAUGCCAUACGAGCAAAUCUUUAUAAUCAGAAUCUCGCAGUUCUCUACCUUCGCGAGACUCCCAAGUGCCCCUCGUAAAACUCCUAUGUCCAAAAUGGACACUAAAGCCCGAGCACUUCGUGGAAGGAACACUCUUCAAGAAAGAAGAAAAUUACCCGUAUGGUUGUAAGAUCCGCUGCUAAUACUAAGGUCAGCUUUGAUAAUUGUCGUUUCACAAUGUCAGGGUGGUGUCGUGUGUUCUCGUCGUCUGCAUUUUCACGAGCUUUCUAGACACCUUACAGCGCUCUACAUUCCCAAACAUAGGCGGGACAAUUUUUAAGAACCUUGAUCGUCCUCGACACAUACGAACCCACUAUCUGAUUCGGCAAUCUCGAGCCCAUUGUGAUCACUGCUGAGGGACUAACCAUCAAAGCAAGUACCUGUGACGAGUUGAAGAUGGCGAGCUUAUCUCUUCGAUAGAUGCUCUCUCAUGAAUUUAAUAAGGAAAAGAUGAAAAUGGUACCAUGGGUGUUUCAUACGCAGCUUCGAUCUGUCAGAAUCUACGACAUUGGGGUCCUAGGGUUUCACUGUUUUGUCCAGCUUCAAUCGGCUCAGAUCAAUCGACUCAAGCUCCAAACGUAGCCGAAUCUGCGCAGAGAAAAUUGCGUGCCUGGAAGCUUGUCGAAAGCUACACACUACUGGGCUUCUAUCAGAUAAAUUGCAUCCAGUUCCUGCUACUAGGAUCUCCAAAACUGCCUCAAUGACUUCAGAUUCAGAUGACAUGAAUAUGUACGAGACGAUUAUACCUGAUGUUUUCCAAGGACAGUUGGGUGUGGUUUCUGAAAAUCUGACCUUCCACACCUACGUACUUUCCUUUAGCUCCAGUGACGACAGGUUCUCCUAUCGUAACUUUGCGCUGUUCUUGUCAUCAAAGUUGGAUGCCUCCCUCGAAAAUGGAAGCUUCGAACUGGAUUUGGGACGUGGAAGAAAUGUUGUGGUUCGGCUUGGCUCGAUGCAAAAUAUCAGCUUAGACGGUGAUAAGGUUGCUGCCAUAAAUCAGUUCUACGAAAAUGUUUUCGCUACUUUAUGGCGACGACGGCCACAUCUCCAGCCAUACUUCCUUCUGCCGCUGCUUCCUGGCAAGAUAAAUGUUUUGGAUGUGGACUGGAAAUGCGUUCAGUCUCUCACACCUCCAUCAAUAGUCUCAGACAGCGAUGACCAAAGUGUUCUACAUUUUGCAAAUUAUUCAUUGCGAGCUACAGAUGUCAAAGGAGGACUGAUUCUUACAAAGCAUACCAGCGAAACAGUUUUUCAUUCUCUUUUGGGUGUUCUUAAAGAAACAACCGCGCAAAGCCCGUUUUCCAAUCCCAAAUAUAGUACUUAUUCAGACUACUUCCUGAAAAGGCAUAAUAUGAAACUGCAAUAUCCAGCCCAACCCCUUCUGAAAGUGAAGAUGCUUGGCGAUGUGCAAAACUAUUUACUGCCACGUUCAACAGACAUGUCUGGCACGUCGCAUAGCAAAUCGACUAUUGAGCUGCCGCCCGAGCUUUGCAUUCUCUUAGAACCAGAACUUGACUACUCCGUUGUGGCGUCCGUAAUGGUGCUUCCUUCCGUUAUCUACCGGCUAGAAUGUCUAAGUUCUGCUGCACAGCUGACGAAACUCGUGGGCAUCCACAUCUCUACAACCAUGAUGUUGAUGGCACUGACUUCUGCAAGCUGUAAUGAAGGCUUUUCUCUCGAGAGACUCGAGUUUUUAGGCGAUUCAUUCCUCAAAUUUGCACUGAGCUUGCACUUGGUCUCUGAAUAUCCGGAACAACAAGAAGGCUUUCUUAGUCAAAGGCGUGAAGAGCAGAUCUCUAACAGCAAUUUGCACAGGCUUGGUGUACAAACAGGAUUGGUGACGUACAUCAGAGACGGGCAGUUUGAGCCAAAGGAUUGGAUUGCACCGGUCCCUUGCUCUUCUUUGGCCAGUCACGAAAAGAUUUUAGGACGGAAGUUAUGUGACAAAGGUCAUCGUUGGCUGCGAAGAAAAUCGGUGGCAGAUGUAAUGGAGGCCAUCAUCGGUGCAUACAUUACUGACAACUCCGCUGAUGCUGCCUAUCACUUCAUGAACUGGGCAGGAUUUAAGCUGGUUGACAGGUGUUUAGUACCUGUGUUCUCAUGCCAAGCUUCUGAAGUUGACGAUAUCUGCAAUCUGGAAAAGAUAAUCGGCUAUACCUUUCGGAACAAAUGCUUCCUCGUUGAAGCGUUCACUCAUGCUUCUUCCAGCGUUCGAUCGUAUCAGCGGCUGGAGUAUUUAGGCGAUGCUGUCCUGGAUUACCUUAUCGUUCUUCAUCUUUAUGCGAGCUAUCCCAGCUUGCAACCGGGACUUCUCAAUGAUCUCAAGGUUGCUACAGUGAACAACGUUUGGUUCGCUUUCGUUGCUGUGCGCCACAACUUUCACAAGUAUCUGCGUCACAAGCUUAAAGAGAUUGACAAGUAUCUUCUGAACAAAAAUGUGCAAUGUUUCGAGGACUGGCAGCUUGAGCAACCGCCAAAGUGUCUCAGUGAUUUAGUGGAAUCUCUCGCGGGAGCUUUGUUAUUUGAUACGGGUGGUAAUCUGGAACAAGUGUGGAGCAUAUUGGAGCCCCUUCUUCGCCCGAUUGCCAGUCCCGAGAGCUUGGCACUUCACCCAGUCCAAGAGCUUUCAGCUCCAAGCUACAACGUUGGAACUUGCUCGGUGACAUUGGCCGACGGAGGCUUAGUCACAGGACAAGGCUCCGGAGGAGCAAACAAAAAGCUUCUCAAGAAGCAGUCUUCUGCCGAUGCCUUGGAAAAACUGAAGGCUUUGGGAUUUCAACACCCACGGCACGAACUCCUUCAUGCUAUUCGGGUCGAGACACACAUAGAGGCCUCAAAGGUCAUCAUAAACAACGGUUUGAGGUUCAGUGUUCCCAUCGUUACACAGUGCAUGGAGUCGGAGCUUGCAUCCUUCGUACCACCAAUGUCGAGCUCGAGUUCUUCUGCAGAAUGAGAGCUAUCUCGGCAGGAAAGUCUUGCUGACUUGCCUUCCGAUUUAGAACUUGUCGACACUAAAGACGAGUCAGAUGUUCUAGCAGCAUCACUUGCGAAAGAGUUUGGUCUCGACGAUGCAACCAGUAGGCAGAGAAUUUGAAGCUCUUCUCGUGGAGCUCCAACAACAAAAGAAUCAUCGCCACCUUCUGGAAAGCCAGCAAGUACUGCAAAUUCAUGUGCUUGGUGCUGUGAAUUCCAGGUAAAGAAUGCUCCAUAAGAAAUCAAGCUAGAGUCUUUGGAAACAGGGACCAGAUAUCAAGGUGGGCAAUAUGUAGAUGUGUCCCAGCUUGGAGAAUGCUUUCGAGGAGCUAUUGAAGGAACAAGGGUGAUAGUUCUGUUUCGUUGUAUGAUAUAAUUUGUUCAAGAAAUGCUACAACGUUUUAAGCA